UUGAGGAGAACCAAUCAUAGGAAGUGAUGUGUAGAAAGUACAAACAGUCCAUUUGAAAUUAUUUAGUUAUGGGCAAAUGGCAGAAGCCUUGAAGCUUAGACAAACAAAUCAUUUGGGGGAGUUGAUUGUGGAAAUUUCCCAUCAUUUGGGCACACACACUUAGAGUGAGUGAUAGGCAUGGAGGAAGGGUUGGAUGCAGAUGAAGUGGUGAGUAGCUUGAGGAUGAGUGUUGGAUCUUGGAGCAGGAGGAGUUGGGUUUCAGAAAGUGUUUCUGAGAUGUGGAGUGCUGCUGCAAAUGGUGGUGAUGUGUUUGAGAGGAGCAAUAGGGUUGGUGAUGAUGAUGAUGAAGAGCACCUCAAGUGGGCUGCCAUAGAGAGGCUUCCCACUUUUGAGAGGCUAAGGAAAAGCUUGGUCAAAAGGGUCUUAGAAGAAGAUAGUGGAACAAGGUUUAACUAUGAAGAGGUUGAUGUAUCCAAUCUUGGUGUCCUAAACAAGAGGAAACUCCUUGAUUCCAUACUAAACACUGUUGAGAAUGACAAUGAGACCUUUCUCCUUAGGAUGAGGGAGAGGAUUGAUAGGGUGGCAAUAGAGAUUCCAAAGGUUGAAGUCCGAUUCGAGCAUUUGUCCGUGGAAGGAGAUGCAUUUAAUGGAAGCAGAGCACUACCAACAUUAGUGAACUCCACCAUGAAUGCGAUUGAGAGAAUUCUCGGAUUAAUGAAUCUUUUUCCUUCGAAGAAAAGUGUUGUCAAGAUACUCCAAGAUGCUAGUGGAAUUGUCAGGCCAAAAAGAUUAACCUUGCUUUUGGGGCCUCCAAGAUCAGGGAAAACUACAUUGCUGCAAGCACUUGCUGGAAAACUCGAUAGGAAUUUAAGGGUUUCAGGAAGAGUCACUUACUGUGGUCAUGAGUUAUCAGAGUUUGUUCCUCAAAGAACAUGUGCUUAUAUUAGUCAACAUAAUCUUCAUCAUGGAGAGAUGUCAGUUAGAGAGACACUAGACUUUUCUGGACGUUGCUUGGGAGUUGGGACAAGGAAUGAUCUACUACUAGAAUUAAUAAAGCGAGAAAAGCAAGCAGGUCUUAAACCAGAUCCAGAGAUAGAUGCGUUUAUGAAAGCCACAUCAAUGACAGGUCAAGAAAAAAGUCUCAUUACAGAUUAUAUUCUCAAGGUUCUUGGAUUGGAAAUAUGUGCUGACACUUUAGUGGGAGAUGAAAUGAGGAGGGGAAUAUCUGGUGGAGAAAAAAAGAGGUUAACUACUGGUGAAAUGUUGGUUGGACCAGCAAAAGUCUUCUUAAUGGAUGAAAUUUCAACUGGUUUGGAUAGUUCCACAACCUUCCAAAUUAUCAAGUUCUUAAGGCAGUUAGUGCAUGCCAUGGAUGUUACAGUGAUAGUAUCUCUUUUACAACCUGCACCAGAAACAUUUGACCUUUUCGAUGACUUGAUCUUGCUUUCAGAAGGUCACAUUCUCUACCAAGGACCUCGUGAAAAUGUUCUCAAUUUUUUUGAAAGUGUAGGCUUCAAAUGCCCUGAAAGGAAAGGAAUUGCAGACUUCUUACAAGAGAUUACUUCUAGAAAGGACCAAGAGCAAUACUGGUUUUCAAAGGACAAACCAUACAGUUAUAUGAGUGUGCCUGAGUUUGUAGAUCAUUUCAAUAAUUUUAGCAUUGGCCAACAACUUUCCCAAGAGCUUCAAGUUCCCUAUGAUCGUGCUAAAACUCACCCUGCUGCACUAGUUAAAAAUAAAUAUGGGAUCUCAAAACUAGAACUCUUGAAGGCAUGUUUCGCAAGAGAAUGGCUACUGUUGAAGCGCAGUGCUUUCAUAUACAUAUUUAAGACUACUCAGAUUUUGAUAAUGUCUUUGAUUACUAUGACAACGUUUCUUAGAACAGAAAUGAAAAGUGGCCACAUUGAUGAUGGGAGAAAAUAUUAUGGUGCACUAUUCUUUAGCCUCACUAAUAUAAUGUUCAAUGGAAUGGCUGAGCUUGCACUAACUAUUUUUAGACUUCCUGUUUUCUUCAAGCAACGAGAUUUAUUAUUUUAUCCGGCUUGGGCUUUUGCACUUCCCAUAUGGAUCUUUCGAAUCCCUCUCUCUUUGGUGGAGUCAGGAUUAUGGGUUGUCCUUACUUAUUAUACUGUAGGGUAUGCUCCAGCUGCAAGUAGAUUUUUUCGUCAGUUGUUAGCAUUCUUCUGUGUUCAUCAAAUGGGUUUGUCUCUGUUCCGAUUCAUUGCUGCUCUUGGAAGAACGCUGGUUGUGGCAAAUACGCUUGCUUUCUUUAUAUUGCUACUUACUUAUGUGCUUGGUGGAUUCAUUGUUGCCAAAGAUAACCUUGAUCCCUGGAUGAAAUGGGGCUAUUAUGCUUCUCCUAUGAUGUAUGGUCAGAAUGCCAUUGUCAUUAAUGAAUUCCUUGAUAAGAGAUGGAGUGUUCCCAACAUGGAUAAAAGAAUUCCUGAGCCCACAGUUGGGAAGGCUCUUCUCAAGGCUAGAAGCAUGUUUACUGAAGACUAUUGGUAUUGGAUUUGUAUUGGUGCUCUCCUAGGCUUUUCUCUGCUUUUCAACAUUUGUUUUAUAUUUGCUCUGACAUUUCUCAAUCCAUUUGGAGAUUCUAAAUCUAUUAUUCCAGAAGAGGGAAACGAGAAAAAGAAAACUGCUGAAGAGAGUUCUGUUUCAACUGAUAAAUCAUUUGAAAAUGCAGACAUUGAUAUGGAUAAUAAAAGAUUCCGAGAGAGUUCAACUCCCAAAGUAGACACGACAACAACCAAGACGGGAAUGGUGUUGCCCUUUAAGCCUCUAUCACUUGCUUUUGAUCACGUGAAUUACUACAUCAACAUGCCAAUUGAAAUGCAAAAACAUGAAAUUGAAGUGAGUCGGCUCCAAUUACUAAGAGAUAUUAGUGGUGCUUUUAGGCCUGGAGUACUAACAGCAUUAGUAGGUGUAACUGGUGCUGGAAAAACCACCUUGAUGGAUGUUCUAGCUGGAAGAAAAACUGGAGGUUAUAUUGAAGGAAGCAUCAGCAUAUCUGGUUACCCAAAAAAACAAGAAACUUUUGCUCGAAUUAGUGGAUAUUGUGAACAAAAUGAUAUCCAUUCUCCAAAUAUCACAGUGUAUGAAUCAGUUGUAUUUUCUGCUUGGUUGCGUCUUGGUAAUGAGGUCAAGUCAGAAAUAAGAAAGAUGUUUGUUGAGGAAGUUAUGAACCUUGUUGAGCUGCAUCCAGUGAGAAAUUUUCUAGUAGGUCUUCCAGGCAUAAAUGGUUUAUCAACUGAGCAAAGAAAGAGACUCACUAUUGCUGUAGAAUUAGUUGCCAAUCCUUCUAUCAUCUUUAUGGAUGAGCCAACCUCAGGCCUUGAUGCUAGAGCUGCAGCAAUUGUUAUGCGUACUGUCAGAAAUACAGCAGAUACAGGAAGAACUAUUGUCUGCACAAUUCAUCAACCAAGCAUUGACAUAUUUGAAUCUUUUGAUGAGCUACUUUUGAUGAAGAGAGGAGGACAAAUCAUAUAUAAUGGUCCCUUAGGUCAAAAAUCUCAUAAGCUUAUAGAGUACUUUGAGGCUAUUCCAGGAGUUCCUAGAAUCAAAGAUGGUUAUAAUCCUGCCACAUGGAUUUUGGAGAUCAGUUCUCCAAUAGUUGAGGGUCAGCUUAGGGUAGACUUUGCAGAAUUGUAUACUAAGUCAGAAUUGUAUCAGAGGAAUCAAGUUCUUAUUAAAGAACUAAGCACACCUUUAGAAGGAACAAAGGACCUUGAUUUCCCUACUAAAUACUCUCAGUCCUUUGUUGCUCAAUGUAAAGCAUGCUUCUGGAAACAACACUUGUCCUAUUGGAGGAAUCCACAAUAUAAUGUCAUUCGAUUCUUCAUGUCAACAUUUGUAGGUGUAAUUCUUGGAUUCAUUUUUUGGAAAAAAGGAGAUAAAACAGAUACAGAGCAAGAUCUAAUGAAUCUAAUGGGAGCUAUUUUUGCUUCUAUUUUCCUUCUUGGAGGCUCCAACACUUCCUCUGUUCAACCUAUAGUUGCAAUAGAAAGAACAGUCUUCUAUCGUGAAAAAGCAGCUGGAAUGUACUCAGCUCUACCUUAUGCAAUUGCUCAGGUGGCAAUAGAAUGUAUUUAUAUUGCAAUCCAGACAUUCACCUUUACUUUUAUCCUUUACUCAAUGAUGGGUUUUCUUUGGCAAGCUGACAAGUUCUUGUGGUUCUACUACUUCAUGUUCAUGUCAUUUGUUUGCUUCACACUUUAUGGCAUGAUGACAGUGGCUCUAACACCAAACCCCCAAAUUGCUGCAAUUAUUAUGUCCUUCUUCCUAGUGUUUUGGAAUGUAUUCUCAGGCUUCAUUAUCUUCAAAUCGCAAAUUCCAAUAUGGUGGAGGUGGUAUUACUGGGCAUGUCCAACUGCUUGGAGUUUAUAUGGCCUAGUGACAUCCCAGAUUGGUGACAAAGAUACUCCAGUUGUGGUGCCUGGAUCAGGAUCAAUGUCAGUAAAAGCAUUCCUUAAGAAAUAUAUGGAUUAUGAAUAUGACUUCCUGGGGGUUGUUGUUGUGGCCCAUAUUGUAUUUGUUGUAUUGUUUCUUUUUGUUUUUGCUUAUGGUAUCAAGGUCUUUAAUUUUCAAAAGAGAUAAGUAACACUAUAAUAAAUGAACAAAAUAAACACAAAAAGAAAAAUAAAAGAGUAAAGAAAGACAUUUAGAGGUCUCUAUAGAAUAUACAAGCAACAUUAUGAUUGUUCAUAAUGUCUGGGAUUUUCACUUGUAUCUAGUUAUUAGUCAUUGUUCAACAUUUGAAAUUUGGCAUAACAUAUCCUCCCAAGAACACAAAAUUAUAAUGAUUCUUGUGCAUAUUAAUGUGAGAAUAU
Messenger RNA from Cajanus cajan (pigeon pea), 4832 nucleotides. RefSeq names its product pleiotropic drug resistance protein 2. Gene Ontology annotation, molecular function: ABC-type transporter activity; ATP binding; ATP hydrolysis activity. The record is from RefSeq and is a predicted model, not a curated record. Gene Ontology annotation, cellular component: membrane. NCBI's taxonomy places the organism in Eukaryota, Viridiplantae, Streptophyta, Magnoliopsida, Fabales, Fabaceae.